This is a messenger RNA of Myxocyprinus asiaticus (Chinese sucker), 5766 nucleotides long. Its product is annotated as arf-GAP with Rho-GAP domain, ANK repeat and PH domain-containing protein 2-like. Gene Ontology annotation, molecular function: phosphatidylinositol-3,4,5-trisphosphate binding; protein binding; GTPase activator activity. The record is from RefSeq and is a predicted model, not a curated record. Gene Ontology annotation, biological process: signal transduction; positive regulation of GTPase activity. Lineage: Eukaryota; Metazoa; Chordata; Actinopteri; Cypriniformes; Catostomidae. The transcript has 33 exons. Bases 684 to 5594 code for a protein of 1636 amino acids.
CAAACAGAUAAUUCACCACAGAGAACUGCCCAAGAUAACCCCCAUGACACCGGAAAACAACAGAAAACUAUUGUAAGUCAGUUUUUGCAGAUUUUAACAUAUCACACAGUCUUUGUCAUGCAUACACAUAAAAACACAUAUACGAAGCUAUCUUCUACAAAGGUUUUCAUGGUUUCUAAAUAUGCAUCUGAAUCAGCCAGCAGUUUUGUUAUUUGCUGUCAUUGGUGUGGCACGAGUCAUGACACAUUCCAUCCUGCAGAAUCCAUCACCGGAGGGCCAUCAAGCUGCAACACGCAGUGUGUUGAGUGAUGAGACAGAGAUAAAGAAGAGAGAUUCUGGCUUACUUACCAACAUCUUUAUACUUACUUCCAUGUUAUUUUAUUUUUAAUUUUGUCUAUCUGACCAUUUGGGCAGUGUAGGUGGUUCAGUUGCGGUUAGUUGCGGGCGAGACGUGUCAGUGCAGCGCUGAUAGGCGUGGAGAACAGCGCAAGCGCGCCUAGACUCGAAAGCCGGAACGGCAUUUUUAUAGAAGAUUCUAAAUACAGUAAGCAGAUGGUGACAACGUCUUGCCAGAGAGGUACAGUGACAGUGCGAUAUCAGAAAGCUAAUCCGAACCAGGAAGGUGCCCACUGAGAUUAUCCUUACCAUCCAAUGCCAGCCUCUCCUGCAAACCCACAGAAUUCAUGACCACUGAAGACCCCUCUGCCUCGUCUUCUAUGGAGCCCGACCAGGAGAUUGAUCAGUGGUUGACCAGUCUGAACUUGCCCCAGUAUGCCUCCAGCUUCACCCGGGCUGGCUACCACUGCCUUAAGGACCUCAGAUGCCUAAAUGAGGAGAAGCUUCUUGAGGUGGACCGUAUCCCCACUGGACACCGGCGGAGGAUCCUAAGCAGCCUGGAGACCCUGAUGGUGGAAGAUGAUGGAGGUAAGGUUCCAGUGAGGAGAAAACCAAUCCCAAGACCUAGACAGUUAUUUCCCAAGGAUAGGCAGAGAGGAACAUCUUGCCAGCAUCCUCAGGGCAGUAACAUCCAGAUGGAAAGGCAGACUCUUUCUGCAAGGACUUGUAAGGGUUUGGAGACUGUUGCUGACCUAGAGCAGAUGGCCAUUGGCUCAGCUACGUACACUCUUCCUCAUACACUUUCUAGUGAUGCUUGUCAAGCUGCUUCCUCCAGCUCUAGCUCUGCCUCUGAGCACAGCAGCAACGAAUCAUUGGAGAACUUAUCAGAAGAGCCCUCCUGCUUUAGAGCAGAAACUAUUAAAGAUGAAAAUUAUUAUUUUCCUUCAGAAGGACCACCUGUAGGGUUUCAAGGAGAAAUGAUUGAAAAUGAAAUAUAUGAGGAAUGCCCAAUGGUUAAGGAACCUUCAAGCGCAAGGUCCACACGUUCCUUUAAGCUACGACACAGGCCUGUUCCAGAGAUCCCUGAACAUACCUUCAUACCACCUUAUGACUGGAGCGUGGCAGUGAACAGCACGGACCGUCUCAUAAGGUCUGAGGGACCCACUUGCCCCACAACCAUUCAGAAAGUGUCACUUCUAAAGAACUUGCCCUCCAUUGACCCCUAUGGAGAGCUUUUCCUGUACAAUACAGCAGAAAACAAACUGGAUUUGGGCAAAGAUUUAAUGUCCACUCAAGGAAUAAAAGAGAACCUGGAACAACAGAAGAUGAGGAAGAAGCAGACAAGAUCCAAAGUAGAACUGAACAGUAACAACAAGAAAGAUUUUUCCAAGCAACAUUAUGUUGAUGAUGAUGAUAGUGAUUACUCCACUGUCCAAGCAUCAACGCCCAGUCAGGAAUCAACCAAUAAAAGCUUUUCAAAACAACCUGCACCCUCUGUCCUUCUCUCCAGCACUGGACCAUCACCUGUAGCCCAGCUACAAAGAGAUGAUAAUGACCUAUACAGUGUGCCAUUGGAUGACUUAGCAGACCUAGUUAGACCCACUCUUCCUCCUGAAAGAGAAGUUUCCAUUUCACCUUAUGCCUGCUUUUAUGGGGCCCCUAAGACUAAUACUAAAGCAGGCUGGCUGGACAAACUGUCCCCUCAAGGGAACUGCAUCUUCCAGAGAAGAUAUGUGAAGCUGGAAAGAGGAAAUUUCACUUACUUCAACAGCGAUAAGGAGAUGUACUCAAAGGGCCUUAUUCCUGUUUCAGCAAUUAAACAAGUUCGAGCUCUGGGUGAGAAUAAGUUUGAGGUGGUCACUUCUGUAAGAACCUUUGUGUUUCGGGCAGAGAAAGAAGGAGAACGUCAGGAUUGGCUAGAGGUUCUGCAGUUUGCAGUGAGCUCCCAGUCCUCAAUUUCCCAUCAUCCUCGCAAAAAUAACACAAUCAAGAGCAGCUACGUUGAGCUGCGUGGCCUCAAAGGAAGAGUGUACCUCAGCCUCAUGGGAACCAUCUUCAGGCUCUGCAAAACAGACCAGGACUUUAAUGCUGGACUGGCCAUUGCUGAGGUGGACCUGACUGCUGCAUGUGUAAAACAGGUUGAGAGGAAGGGCUUUGAGAUCACUACACCUUUCAAAUCCUUUUGUUUCACAGCGGAGUCAGAACGUGAGAGAGAGGAAUGGAUGGAGGCAGUUCAGGAGUCCAUUGUAGAGGCGUUGUCCAAUUACGAGGUGCUGGAGAAGGUUUGGUUCAACAAGUCUAACAGGAAGUGCGCUGACUGUCAGGCUCCUGAGCCAGAAUGGGCAUCAGUUAACCUCGGUGUGGUCAUCUGCAAAAAUUGUUCAGGUCAGCAUCGGUUCUUGGGCCCUGGUAUCUCAAAGGUUCGCAGUAUGAAGUUAGACAGCAGCAUAUGGACCAAUGAACUUAUUGAGCUGUUUUUAGAGGUUGGGAAUAAAAAUUCAAACAGCUUCUGGGCAGCAAAUCUUCCCCCAGAGGAAGAGCUUUGCAAGCAGCCAUCGUCAGAGCAGCGGGCACUCUUUAUUCGCAGGAAGUACAAGGAGAGGAAGUACAAGAAAGUUCUGGAAGGUCUAAACACCCAGGAGGAACUCAACAAGGCCCUCUGUGCAGCGGUGGUUCUGCCUAAUGUCCUGCAGACCAUGGCCCUGGUUUUCAGUGGGGCAGACAUAAUGUGUGCGACGGGUGACCCUGAGCACUCCACUCCAUACCUGCUGGCUCAGAAAGCAGGCCAGAGACUGCAGAUGGAGUUCCUCUACCAUAACAAGCUCUCAGAUUUUCCUAAACUGGAGGCAGCAUUUGACAGUAGUUUUCCAGCCGCUGUUUGUUCUUUCAUGGACGGAUUUCUCUAUUGCUCUGUGAAUACAGGCAAGUCCACUCUGGACAGGAAAGGAAGACCUGACAUGGCUCGCCGUUGGUGUACUUUGGAAGGUGGGUUUCUCAGUUACUAUGACAAUGAGAAGAUUGCCACACCCAUCAGCCGGGUUGACAUCAGUGAUGUGGUGAGCCUGGCCAUCAACAACACUGAGAACAUCACAGAUACAGGGCCAAUGUUCACCUUUGAGUUGUAUCUGCAGUCGCAGAAAGUGCUGGUGUUUGGAGCGGAGACCUCGGAUACACAAACAGAUUGGACACGUGCUAUCGCCAAGUGUUUUGUCCCCACAAGGGCAGAUGCUCUGCUGAAGCAGGACAGUGAGCUUAUUGGCCGGUUGUACUAUAAAGAGGGUCAUGACCUUUAUCAUUGGCGAAUGGGAUGGUUCGCUCUGGUGGGUUCAGAACUGUACUUCUGCUCUGGAGAUGAAGAUGAAGAGGAGGGAGAAGUUCAAUUGAAACGCCUGCAGGAGCUCACUGUGUCCACUCAUAUGGAGGGUGAUGAGAAAAUUCAGGUCUUACUAAUGGUUGAGAGUGGAAGAACCGUUUAUAUUCAUGGCAUAACCAAGCAGGACUUUGCACUGUGGCACUCUGCCAUCCAGUUGGCAGCGAAGACAGACGGUACAGCUCUUGGUAACCAGCAAAUGAAAAAAAAUGACGUCCCUAUCAUCGUGGAUAGCUGCAUAGCUUUCGUCACCCAAUACGGUUUGUGUUGCAAGGGAAUCUACCAGAAGAGUGGUGACCAGGGGCGUGUUGCCCAGCUCUUGGAGGAGUUUACAAAGGACGCCCGAGUUGUUAAGCUGCGGGCGCAAGACCACCGACUAGAGGAUGUCACAGACACACUCAAGAGCUUUCUGUCCCACAGUGAAGAUGCACUAUUGGCUAAAGAGCUUUACCCAUUCUGGAUUUCUACUCUUGAUGAAGAGGAUGAGAAGGUCAGAGUGCAGAAAUAUUCAUCCUACAUCCAGAGUUUACCCAAGGUCAACAGGUCAACCCUUGGUGCUUUACUGCAACAUUUGUACAGGAUCCAGAGGUGUUCACACAUUAACCAGAUGAGCGCACAGAAGUUAGCAUGUGUGUUCUCCUCAUGUCUCUUUCAAACAGAGGGACACACGGCUCAGGAGACUCGAGUGGUUGAGGAUCUUAUCAACAAUUACAUCCAGAUCUUUUCUGUAAAUGAAGAACAGGUUAGGCAAAUGGAGAAAGAAAACAGCUUUAUCACCAGGUGGAAGGACAUCACAUUCUCUCCCGCUGGUGACCUGAUAUUUGAAGUCUAUUUGGAAAAAAAGCAGCCCGAAAAGUGCUGUUUAAUCAAGGUUUCUCCUAGUAUGCGAUCAGAUGAGCUUGCCGUCAGCACUUUGGAGAUGAAGGGCAUGGAGGUGGAGGUCAAAGACCUCUGGACCACCUUUGAGGUCAUUGAGAAUGGAGAGCUAGAGCGUCCCUUACACUACAAAGAGAAGAUUCUGGAGCAGGUACUGGAGUGGAGUUCCCUGGAGGAUCCCAGCUCGGCCUUCCUGCUCAUUAAAAAAUAUUCCGGCUCUGAAAUGACAGAUUCCAACUCAGAUAAACUGAAAGAUUUCAUUAAAGGAGAGCAACUCAAGUUCAAAGACGGCUCCUCCAAAUUGUUAUCAGGGAAUAAAUUUCAGGACAGAUACCUGGUACUACAGGACAAAAAACUGCUGUUAUACAAAGACAUAAAAAGUACCAAGCCAGAAAGAGAGGCUCCGUUAAAAUCUGUUAAAUGUUACUCUGGUCUUCGAAGGAAGUUGAAGCCAACAAGCAGUUGGGGAUUUACAGUUUAUACUGAAAAGCAGCAGUGGUAUUUCUGCUGUAAAGGGAAUGAUUCUCAGCAAGACUGGGUCGCCUCCAUUAUCAGAGUGAAGCAUGAAGGUGACUUAUGGCCUGAAGACCUAAAGCAGAGCGCAUCAUUACCUUACAACCUUAGCAGAGGGAGAACAUCCACUUACAGCACAACUCAGACUACCAAAGCUAAAAACAGAGAGGUUAAAGGGAAGUCAGUCAUUAGUACAAGUAUUGAGGGUUCCAAUACACAAAACCAAAUGACCACCAACGAGGGCAACCAGCCGGACUCGAUACAUAAAUUGGCUGGCAGUGAAGAAACUCAGUGUGACUCCAGGCUUGAAAUGGUGAUUGAUGACUCACUUCAGUCUCAGCAAAAAGCAUCUCUUCAACAAGACCCCAGUGCUCUCACCCCACUAUCACAGAGGAAAGCUAUGUUGCCCAGCAGAGGAGUGCAGUUGCCACAAAACCUCAUUAAUGAACUAAGUACUGUCCUUAACAAAACAGGACGCUGUCCAAAAGGAGACAAUUAAGAGAGAGUGACAAAGACAGAAAGACUGAAGUCUUGUCCAUUGCACUUCUAAUAUGCACAGAGAGGAUCAGCAAGGCAUGAGGAUUGUAUAACAAAGAAACCAAAAACAGUAAAAUUGUUGGAUUUAAAUUUUAUGUCUUUUGUGGAACUACCAAAUAAAGUAUUUUAUGAUA